Molecule: messenger RNA, 2217 nt
Organism: Trypanosoma grayi
Lineage: Eukaryota; Euglenozoa; Kinetoplastea; Trypanosomatida; Trypanosomatidae
Exons: 1
Coding region: 1-2217 (738 amino acids)
Source: RefSeq, a predicted model, not a curated record
AUGGGGUUGGCUCCCAGUAGAGAACUCCUUCGGCGCGAAUUGACCCGCGGUCUCUUCUUCGUAGACUCCGCGUACCAAUCCAGUACCACGUCUAGGCGUAGCACCCCCAGCUCUGUGCAAGAAAUCGUUCUCGUGCCACUCAUACCAGAUUACUUUCCCUCAGCAGACUCACCGAUAUUUAAGUUGUUUCUAAGUGUGUACAGGGAGAUGCAGAUCGGUUUCAAACGCUUAAAUGAGCAAUACAACGCCGCAUCAGUGUCUGCUGAGGCGUCUGAUAAGGAGAUUUAUGAUCAUUUUAUGAGCAUCAGUUGUCAACGUCUCUUUGAGACGGACAGUGAAUUACUCGCUGUUUAUCGAGCUGGGAGGGUUUUUAGCACUGUACCAUGUGCUGUGGCAUUUGUGCAUGAACCCACUCUACUGCAGGCGUCUGUGAGUGCAACAUCUAUGCACUCAUCUAUGAGAUCCCCAGUGACAACAGUUCAAGUACAUGGUCUGAAUCUCUUCAUCAUUGGGUUCAUCGGGGAUAUGGGCUCAUGCCCAUCCUCGCUACCCCAGAACAAGGCCAAAAACAGCCCAUAUAAGAUGGGGCUAUUUUUGUCCAAGAAGGUGGGUGGGAAUCAGCGUAUGAUGUUGUCGUGCCUUGCGGCGUACACCUUUAUCUCACAGCUGCGCCGCAUAGGUAUCGUGGAGAGCCUCUCUGUAGCGGAAAGUUUGGAUACUAUUUACACCACUCCAGAGAAUCAGCACAUGGACACUUCAAAAAACCUUAUUCCAAGUGACGAAGCAGACGGCUGUGAGGAGCGGGAAGGGGGAAGGACAGAGAGCUGGGAGGAGGCAAACAUCAGUGGCAAUAUCAUAUUCCGUUCUCUAGAGUUUAGUGUCGAGCUGACCGACAUCCCGUGGAUGUGCUACAUCCGCGAAUUUCGAGCACGAAUUGCAAAAUACACAAGCGGGGCUGAAGUGCAAUCCAAAGGCGCUGUUCCGCUUCUGAGGGAUAAGGAGUCUUUUACAAAACGAUCUCUGAUAACUUUUGUGGAGGGUGAUACUCUACGGGGAUUUAUGGACGGUGACCAGUUUAAAAAAUUUGUCGAGUGGGCAUGCUGGUACUAUGAGACAGGGCGUGUGAAUCUUAUUGGAUCUCGUGCGGCAGAAUUUCGUGCUGCUUUGGCCAAGGAAAGCAUGAAGUGCAUCGUGGAAGGAAAAGUAUUUCUGGAUCCUGCCGAACCUUCGGGAGCUCAAGUGGGCGAUGUGUGGGUCGUCAGCGCAGACAGUUGCACGCGCGAGAACGGUACUGGGGAGGAAAUCCCUGUGGUGCGUGGGACGGUCAUGCGGUAUGACGGCAGCCGAUGGUGCCAGCAGGAGGAUCUAUUUGCGGAGGACAUUCUGCUUGCAGUCUGUCGCGAGGAAUGCCUCCAAGCGCGGGAAGCAGGACCCGAUGACACCCACUGGUUACGUGACGCAAAUGGAUCUCUGGUGUGGGGCGAAGGUGGAUUUUGUCAGUGGAAGUUUCUCAAGCAUGGAUUGGAACUAGUGUACAGUACCGUGCCAACCUUUGCGAAACAAAAGCCCCGAAGGAAGACAGAUGCUGGUGGUAAAUUCACAAACAGGAGUGGGGCGCGCGUAGUCUCGGAUGCGCUUGCGGCAAGCGCGAGAGUCUUGACGCGGGACCGUUGGGAUUCCCUGCCGUUGGGUGGUUUCAGCCCUCCUCUGGCUCUUAGCAACCCGGUUAGAGGCUUAUCUGAGAGUAACGGCUCCAGCCAUGGAUACAGAGAGACUAGUAGUCAGUGCAACUUCGUACCCCUCUGGCCGGGCGCCAACCGUGAGUCAAGCCUGUUGCUCCCACACACAUCAUUGGACGGUGGCCUGACGACUUCAGCGCGUUCGUGUGGCAACCGCAGUGCAUGGUGCCACGCGCCAUCCUCGCCGCUGCCAGUGGUACGCACCGAAAGUGAUGAUGAUCCAAUCGGCUUGUAUCCGCGGUCAACACAUGUCGCCGCAACGGCGCCGACCGGAUCUCUACAUCGAAGCCUCCGAUGCGGAGGUCGUGUCAGAGAAUCCGUCUCUGUGGGGGGCCCGUCCUUGGAUGUUGAUGAUGCUGACGAACAUGAGUCCUUCUGGCGGGACCGAGAGACGCCCUUGGGCAGUGCGGGGAGCAGUCUGCGCACGUAUGAUGAGCGCGGGAAAUUCCGCUGGGAUUGGGGACGGCGUGCCCCGUGA